Cetraspora pellucida is the source of this 1629-nucleotide messenger RNA. The record is from the annotation of a GenBank genome assembly. NCBI's taxonomy places the organism in Eukaryota, Fungi, Glomeromycota, Glomeromycetes, Diversisporales, Gigasporaceae.
AUGAAAAUUUCACGAAAUUUAUCCCGAUUAACUUCAUAUAAAGAUUCUUUUUCAUGUCGUUUUAAAAAUGCUGUUAUAACUACUUUUAAUAGUCAACGAAAUUAUACAAGUCUUGAAAAUAAUGUAACAGCUUCUUCAGAUAUUCCGAAAAAGAAUGUCUCAAAUGAGGAAGUUAGAUUCACAACCGAUACAUAUUCAUAUUUAAAAAGAAAUCCGAAUUUUAAGAAACUUUCUCAAGAUGAUAUUUCGUUUUUUCAAUCAAUUCUACCAUCAAAUGGUUUAAUAAUCGAAAAUGAUAAUAAUUACGAUGAUCUAACGUCUUAUAACAUCGAUUGGUUGAGAAUACACAGGGGUAAAUCAAAAUUAGUUGCAAAGCCUAAAACUACUGAACAAGUUUCCAAUAUAGUUAAAUACUGUAAUGAGAAAAAAUUGGCGAUUGUGCCCCAGGGUGGAAAUACUGGUCUAGUUGGUGGUGGUACACCAAUAUUUGAUGAAAUUAUCAUUAGCACCAAGAAUUUAAAUCAAAUAAGAGAAUUUGAUCCUAUAGCUGGUUGUAUUCUUGAAAUUCUUGACAACUAUCUUGCAGAAAGAGGACAUUCGAUGCCCUUGGACAUAGGUUCCAAGGGGAGCUGUCAUAUUGGUGGUAACGUUGCUACUAAUGCUGGUGGGGUUAGAUACUUGAGAUAUGGUUCUCUACACGGCUCCAUAUUGGGAUUAGAAGUGGUACUUCCUGACGGGACUAUAUUAGAUAAUCUCUCAACUCUCCGUAAAGACAAUACCGGGUAUGACAUUAAGCAGCUCUUUAUUGGUUCAGAAGGCACGUUAGGAAUAAUUACUGGUGUUUCAAUUUUGGCACCAACACGUCACAAGGCAGUUAAUGUUGCUGUGCUUGGCCUAAACUCCUUUAAAAAUGUUCAAGAUGCAUUUAUUACAUCAAAGGAAAUGUUGACAGAAAUUUUAUCAGCAUUCGAAUUCUGGGAUGUUCUGUCGUUUAGAUUAGUAAAAACGCAUCUAGCCCAAAGCGUAAAAUUUCCUUUAGAGGAUGAAUAUCCUUUUUAUGCAUUAAUAGAAACUGGUGGCUCCAAUAAGGAUCAUGAUGAAGAAAAACUCUCCGAUUUUUUAGAAACUGCCAUGGCAAAGGGAAUCGUUGAAAAUGGCGUCAUAGCUCAAGACAAUACACAAAUGAAAAGUCUCUGGUCAAUUCGAGAAGGAAUUCCUGAUGCUUGCAUGAAGGUUGGAUCUGCGUACUUUUACGAUAUAUCUAUACCAGUCUCGGUGAUGUACAAGGUUGUUGAAGAUGUUACUAGUCGAUUAAAGAAUGCUGGCUUAUUCGGUAAAAAUGUAAUGGAUGUUAUCGGAUUUGGUCACAUUGGAGAUGGUAAUUUGCAUUUGUCGAUCACAUCCAAAACAUAUUCUCUAGAAAUCAUUAGGUUGAUUGAAUCAUGUAUUCGCGAAUGGACAGAUAAAUACAAAGGGUCUUUAUCAGCAGAGCAUGGUUUAGGUCUAAUAAAGGCAAAAAUACUAGAUCAUUCUAAGCCAAAAGCGAUGGUAGACAUUAUGAGACAAAUCAAACAUAAUAUUGAUCCAAAUGGUAUUAUGAAUCCUUAUAAAUUCUUUCCCUACCAAUAA